This is a messenger RNA of Polyodon spathula (Mississippi paddlefish), 2935 nucleotides long. RefSeq names its product zinc finger protein 821-like. Gene Ontology annotation, molecular function: DNA-binding transcription activator activity, RNA polymerase II-specific; RNA polymerase II cis-regulatory region sequence-specific DNA binding. Gene Ontology annotation, biological process: regulation of transcription by RNA polymerase II. The record is from RefSeq and is a predicted model, not a curated record. Gene Ontology annotation, cellular component: nucleus. The coding region runs from base 545 to 1861 and encodes 438 amino acids. Lineage: Eukaryota; Metazoa; Chordata; Actinopteri; Acipenseriformes; Polyodontidae. The transcript is spliced from 7 exons.
GUCGGCGGUAAGUCUCCGCAGUGCUCUGACUGAGCGACAGCGACACAGAUUCGGGGUUACUCGGAGCUCCUCGGCAAAGAACAUCUCAACCAGGGGCUGGAUUUUAUAUCAAAUGAAACGGUUUUUUUUAGGUUACUUAAAACCUAACAGUCAUUUAGAGAGUUGGUGCAGUAUCCCACAUUAGAAAUAAAUAGUUACCUUUUUUUUUUUUUUUAAAAGCGAUUUUAACACGGCGUAAUCAAAUGCUUUCAGCAUUAUUGCCGGGGUAAUGUUUUUUAGCUGCGGAUAUUUUGGUUUUUGGUUUUCCGCACGAUACUUUUUACGGUACUCCUUUUAAAUAGGAGCUAUUUUUUUCCAAAUAAAUCUUUUUUUAUUUUAUAUUGAAGAAAGCUGGAAAUCUAUCGGGUCGAGGAGGAGCUUCGGGAUUUUUCUCAGCUGGGAGACAAGAAUAAUAUGUCCAGGCGAAAACAGACCAACCCUUUCAAAGUUAAUUAAUGAGGCCACCUGACCUUAUUUCACAAGAGUCGCGUCGAGUGCUCCAAGCAUGGCUCCCCAGACUGCUCUGACCCAGCUCAUUUCUCUGCCCUCCCCACGGUCUUUCCCCUCGGUAGGGCUGGCUGGCCCAGAGCACUCGGUGGCAAUGGAGGGAAGAGCAGAUUUCACAGAGGACAGCGAGAGCCUCAGCAACAACUCCCACGAGGCCGAUGAGCAGGACAGCGUCUCGGAGGAUAGCGACAGUGACCAAGAUAAUCCUGAUUCAUCUUCCAACACGUCUGCUGAUGACACCUUGUUGUCCCCGAAGUGUGGCCCUUCUGACGGGGACAUGAAAGAGGAGUGCAAUGGGGGCAAUGAUUUGAGUAAUGGUUACAUAUGCCCGUUGUGUCACGUGGAGUGUUGCAACCCGGAGCAGCUCAUUGCACACGUCUACCAGCACACGACUAUGCUUGGAAGCAGUAAAAGCUACGUGUGCCCGGUGUGUGGGCGAGCUCUGAGCUCACCCGGCUCUCUGGGGAGACACCUCCUUAUCCACUCCGAGGAUCGCCUCUCAAACUGCGCAGUCUGUGGAUCCCACUUCACUGACAUGAGCAACUUCAACAGGGAGAAGCUACGUGACUUCCUCAACUCUGAGAACAGCAAAAGCAGAGGGGGCUCUUCUGUUUCCCAGCCACUUCCAGACCUGAACCCGAACCUCAUACCCAACCUCACAUCCUCCAUCGCUCCGCUCCCCACCCUCCCUCAGCUACCUCCUCUCCCGGCUCUCCCUUCACUCUCUGACAGCCUGAACUCUUCAACACCCUCCCUCCCUCUGCUUCCAGAUGUCUUGAACCCAGGGCCUGUCUACCCAGCUGGGGUCCUGUUGGUCUGCAACAGCUGUGUGGCAUACCAAAAUCUUGUGGAGGUCCAGUCAUCCUCCAUGAGGAAGUGGGCGGUCCGGAGGCAGAACGAACCCAUGGAGUCGAGGAUGCACCGCCUGGAGAGAGAGCGGGAGGCCAAGAAGAGCAAGCGGGCCAGCGAGUCGCCUGAUGAACGUGAGCUGCGCAGGCUGAGGGACCGCGAGUCCAAGCGCCUUCAGAGAAUGCAGGAGACGGAGGAGCAGAGAGCACGCAGGCUUCAGCGGGACCGGGAGGCUAUGCGGCAAAAACGAGCCACCGAGACUCCUGAGAAGAGGCAGGCCCGGCUUAUCCGGGAGAGGGAGGCCAAGCGGCUGAAACGGAGGCUGGAGAAGAUUGACCCCACCCUGCGGACGCAGAUCGAGCACGACCCUGCAGCGAUGGCGGCUCUUACCGCCGACAUGAACCUCUUCCCGUUCCCCAUGCCCUGCCCAAGUCUAGACAACAGCCUCUUCAUGAAACUGCCCUAGCACAGAAAAGGGUUUGAAGCCGCUCCCCACCUCUGGUUGAAUAGAGCCACAAAACUGGUUCACAAGAAAGGGACAAAAAGAUUGUAUGAUUCCUUCUAUUAGACCAACAAAGCAAAUGAGUUGCUGCACACUAACUAAUAUACACUCAGUAGCUUGUGUACUAUUGUACUUUACGGUACCUCAUUCAAUUUAAUUAUUUUUUGGAGAAAACUGGAGCGGCGCCCCUUCUGUCCUUAAUUACUGAACUAAAGGGACAUGAAGAGGUAAAAUUAGGAACAGAAUCAACUAACCAAUUUGUGUAAAGGAUUGUAUAGCAUUAGAAUUCACUUGUGUUGAAGUCAGGACAAUUUGACGUUAAAGGAUACAAAAUAAUUUCUGCAUCUGAAUUUAAACAACCUUAGUUGGCACGACUAAUUACUGUAUGUUGAAGUGAAUGGGAAGUUUAAGAUUUUAUUUUUUAUUUUUAUUAGUGCAAGGAGUGACGUGAAGAUAACCUGAUGCAUCAAGCUAAAAGUUAGCUUAUCAAGAAUUAGUGAUAGUGUUGACUGGAAUGGACUUCAAUUACAGGACUUUGCGGACCAGUGACUGGAACUCGGUGGCAGCUGUUAGCCGUGGCUUUGCCUUGUUGCCGAUAGCCAGUUUAUAUUCACUGAAUCUACUACCUCGGGAUCGGACCUUACGGUGAUUUCACUGUCUAGUGGCCUAAUUGGCCUUAAGAGUGUGCAUUCACAAAGCCAGUGCCAAAGACUGGUAUGCUGUUCCAACUCCUUGACCUUGGUCUGUGUAUCGGAGUACUAUCCUGGAAGUUGUUGUUUACAAAAUAGUUUAAACAAGGCCAAAAAUGAGAAAACAACACGCUGUAUUCGUGUUUAAAUCAUGUGUGUAUCACGUGCUGUGAAUGAAAGGUUUGCAAACAGUUCUGUUGCUGAGUUAAGAUGUGUACACAUACUGGUAAAAAAACAAAGCAAUGAGGAAAGAAGGAACAGAAUAUCAAAAUAAAGAUGAACAUUUGAGUUUCUGUUAUCAAAAUCUUAUGCAUGGUUUCCUGUGUUAUUACAAGUGUUUGUUUUUGUU